Messenger RNA from Eubalaena glacialis (North Atlantic right whale), 3834 nucleotides. It is a transcript of the gene PWWP2B, whose product is annotated as PWWP domain containing 2B. The record is from RefSeq and is a predicted model, not a curated record. The transcript is spliced from 4 exons. The coding region runs from base 13 to 1719 and encodes 568 amino acids. Gene Ontology annotation, cellular component: nucleus; nucleoplasm. Lineage: Eukaryota; Metazoa; Chordata; Mammalia; Artiodactyla; Balaenidae.
GGGACGCGGAGCAUGGAGCCGCGGGCCGGCUGCCGGCUGCCCGUGCGGGUGGAGCAGGUCGUCAACGGCGCGCUGCUGGUCACCGUGAGCUGCGGCGAGCGCAGCUUCGCCGGGAUCCUGCUGGACUGCACGAAAAAGUCCGGCCUCUUCGGCCUGCCCCCGUCGGCUCCGCCGCCCCAGGCCCAGGACCCGCCUGUCAACGGCUGCCACGGGCCGGCCCCCACGGAGGGGGACACAGAGGCGAUGCAGCUGGGGACAGGCCCCCCGCCACCUCCCAGUGGGGACCAGGCCCCUGAGACCGCCAACCCCGAGCCGCCCCCGCUGCCUGCCGGAAGCCUGCCCCCGUUCCCGCCCUAUUUUGAAGGCGCCCCCUUCCCUCCCCCGCUCUGGCUGAGGAACACGUACCGGCAGUGGGUGCCGCAGCCGCCCCCCCGGGGCAUCAAGAGGACACGGAGGCGCCUGUCCCGCAACCGCGACCCUGGCCACCUGGCCCUGAGUCCCAUCCGCCUGCGGCCCCGCCAGGUGCUCUGUGAGAAGUGCAAGAGCACCCUGAGCCCCCCGGAGGCCAGCCCUGGCCCCCCGGCCACCCCCCGGCCGCGCAGGGAGCCCCGAAAGCCCGAGGACCCCGACGGUGGAGGCGACGCCACCGCCAAGAGGAGCAAGAGGGAGAGGCGGCAGGAGGCGCGGGCCCGGGUCCCCCGGAGCCCGGUCAUCAAGAUCUCCUACAGCACGCCCCAGGGCACCGGCGAGGUGGUGGAGAUCCCCUCCCGCGUGCACGGCUCACUGGAGCCCUUCUGCCCCCCGCAGGCCCCGCCCGGAGGCCCGGACCCCGAGGUGCCCAGGGACAGGCCACCUGCCGGGGCCCCUGCCUCCAUCCCCAAGCUGAAGCUGACACGGCCCCUGCCCCCCAGCGCUGCCCCGCCGCCCCCCAAGAUCCGCCUGAAGCCCCACCGCCCGGGGGCUGGCGAGCAGGAGCCCGUCUACAGGGCUGAGCUGGUGGAGGAGCUCAAGGGCUGUGGUCGCGGCCCCCGGGCCGGCUCGCCCGCGCCCCUGGCUGACAGCUCUGCCCGCUCCGGGCUGGCGGACUCGUCUUCUGGAAGUUCCGGCGAGGACGACGACUGCAAGGGGUGUCCCCGAGGUGAACACGGGCGUGACGGCCUGGCUUUUCUCGCCGCCUGCCCCCAGAGAACUGGCUGUGCCAGCGUGUCGGUGUGGAGCAGCGACAGCCUGGACGAGUCCAAAUCGUCCAGCUCAGAAGUGACGUCACCAGACAUGUGUGACCUCUCGUCCGGCGACGGUGCGUCUGUGCCGGCCUCGUCCAAGGAUGCGCGGCCGACGGUCCCACCCCUGACGGUCAGGCUGCACACGCAGAGCGUCUCCAAGUGCGUUACCGAGGACGGAAGGACCGUGGCCGUAGGGGAUAUCGUGUGGGGUAAGGUUCAUGGUUUUCCUUGGUGGCCAGCACGUGUCCUGGACAUCAGUCUUAGUCAGAAGGAGGACGGGGAGCCCUCCUGGCAAGAAGCGAAAGUCUCAUGGUUUGGUUCUCCAACUACAUCGUUCUUGUCUAUUUCAAAACUCUCCCCUUUCUCUGAAUUUUUCAAACUGAGAUUUAACCGUAAGAAGAAGGGGAUGUAUCGGAAAGCUAUAACAGAGGCUGCCAAUGCCGCCCAACACGUGGCCCCGGAAAUAAGGGAGCUCUUAACCCAGUUUGAAACGUAACUCGGGUUCCGACCAGGUCACAGACAAUGAGGGCAUGGCUAUUCCCCUGCAGCUCCUGACUUCAGGGGUGUCCUCCGCACCCCCGCUCCGUCCCAGGACCCUGCAAGCCUUCUGGCCGGCUACGCGCAGAGACCCGGCCCGCGGGGUCAGCCUGGUUCGAGGCCUCCGGGGGCAGCAGGUGCGUCUGGCCACGAGGACAGACCCCCGGAGCACUGCGACUCCUCUUGGCCAAAUGUAUUUAUUCCCCCGACGCAGACUUUAGCUUUUCUGGUUUGUGAAGAGCCAGAGCCCAGCAGCAAGGGUGGCCUCCGGGGUCAGGGCGCCCAGGGGAGCAGGGCCGCGUCACCUCCCUGCUGGCUUCGGAACAACCCAGCCCCGGGCGCACGGGGUCUCUGUGCGCUUGACAACCGGCCGCCUCCCCAUCCCCGUCCCCCUCCGUGUUCGUCCAGAGCGUGGGUCUCGCUGGGCUCCCCGCACCAGCCCCAGGGCUGCCCUGUCCCCCCCGUCCCGUGUGGGGGUGAUGCAGUCAGACUUCAACGUGAGAAGGAUAAAAACCUCGCCUGUUCUUUGUAAGAGGGCAUUCCGUACCCCUUUGUGUCACUCUGAAGACCAAAAAGCAAAAAGAAAGGGCGAGGACUCAUGACAGGAACCGGGGUCAGGAAGCCCUUCAGUCCAUCUCGUCUCCCCAGGCCAGAGGCACCUGGUCAUUCCAGAGCCAGAUUGACAGAGACACCGCUCUCAUCCCAUCAGACCACCCAUCACAGGGUGCGAUUCAGCGGGUUUUAGGGCGUUCACAGAUUGUACAGCCGUCACCACAGUCUGUUCCAGAGCCUUCCGUCACUGCCUUCAGCCAUUGCCUGAGCCUGGCCCAGCCCCCGAGACCUCACGUCCGAGUCUCGUCCCCGGGGAGUCGCCCAGCUUGGACGUUCACACAAGCGGGUCUCGUGGUGCGUGGACUCGGCGCCCGGCUUCCCCCCCCAGAGCUCAGUGUUUGCAGCGCCCACACUGCCGCCUGCGUCAGGGCUCCCCUCCGUCGUGGGGAAUAGCGUUCCCUGGCUCGGAUGAGCCAAGUUUUGUUUGCCCCCUUUUCUGUCGGUGGACACUUGGGUUAUCUGCCUUGUGGCUGCUGUGAAUACUCCGUGCAGUCUCGGGUGACAUGUUUUCAUCUCACCUGGGUACAUGGGGUCCUUACCUCCUGGGAUUCACUGUCUCAGGUGACUUGCUGGGACCCUGCUCCCUGGUUUUGUCUGAGACGCAGGCUCCUGGCCUGUGGCCCAGCUGCCUCCCCGGCCUCCCCCCACGCCCAGGGUUCCGUGCUCCACCCCACCCGAGUGGCUGCAGAGAGGGCAGUCAUAGGGUGGGCUCCAGAGAGGAGGGGCACAGGCCUGACUGGUCCUCCGUCACCCGGCUCCUGGCACGCUGUCCAGAGACGCCUUCCCAUUGUCUGCCUUGCUGCAGAUGUGCCAGUCCUUCCGGACGGUCCCCAACCAGCAGCUGCCCUGUGCUGAGUAGGGGCCUCCCGGCCAUCACAGAUCGUCCCACUGGUGCUCGGGAGGAGAGUGGCAAGGCAGUGAGGUCCCCUCCCGCAGCCAGUCCCAGGCCCCCCUGGCCUGGCGUUUGGCGACGGGGCCCCGGAGGUGCCUGGGCCUAGUAGGGAUGACCCUACCUACCGGCGCAGGCUGGGUCCACCCCACAGGCAUCGCCUUCCCUUGAUUGGCUUUUUGUUGCACCUGCUGUGGAGCCCUACAUCAAGGACACAGGACAAAAACUCUGGAAUUAACCAAGCCCCCAUAGCAACUGUUGCCAUGGGCUCUCCUAACCUAAACCGGACAACCCCCCACUCCAUAUUAGGUAAAAUAAUCACCAUGUAGUAACCUUGUAGUAUCUUGACCAAUCACCUAAUGCCAUCCUGCCAAAAGGAAUUUUCUUUGUCUUGAGGCCAUAAAAGUUGGCCACUAGCCCACAAAGGGGGCCGGCUCUCCCUGGUCCAUCAGGAAGCCGGCUCUCCCUGGUCCAUCAGGAAGUCGGCUCUCCCUGGUCCAUCAGGAAGUCGGCUCUCCCUGGUCCAUCAGGAAGUCGCCCGCUGGAUUCGCAGCGCCCUCACUAACUCUGCUC